AUGCCUACAGUGCCAAGCCCCAAUUUAGCUGCUGACCAUUCACAGUGUGAUCGAUGCCGCAAACGAAAGAUUCGCUGCGACAGAAAAUCUCCGUGCUCAAAUUGCCGAUCUACAGGGUCCGACUGUAGGGCAUCCACUCGUCCUAGACAGAAGCGAGCUCGGGUUCUACUAUCCUCCCAAUUCGAAGAGAAGAUUAAUCAAAUCGACGCACGGCUAAACUAUCUUGUCGAGUCACUUACGGCAAACGAUACGUCAUCCGCUCAUGCAAAAUCAUGUGUCAUUCCUCAGCCCAAGUCCUCGUUGCGUGCAUCCGUAAGAGCAUUCAAUGGGGAGGGGCCCGACCAGAAGUUACCCUCGAACAAUACGAACGAUGCCACGCUAGGCCAGUCUUCUUUCACCGCGCAAUCUACUUUUGCUAUCGAGCUUGCACGUACGGUCGUAAGCUCUAGUCAAUUGACGGGAAGUAGGGAGGAAGUUGAAACCUUACUGGGCAUGCUGAGCCAUAUUCGAACUGCAUUCAACGAGCGCCAUGAUUCGUCCAGCCGUUUGUUCCCUUUAAUACCAGGAUCGACACCUUUAGGAGAAUACCAAAUGCCCCCACUGGAGACUGUUGUGCAGCUUUUACAAAAGUCGCAUGGUGGGUUUUUUCCGACAUACUUAUCUGCAUGUACUAAUGAAUUACUCGCAGACGAAAGAUGUUUCGUGUUCCUUGGGCUAUCCUUCUUACUUCAACCGCGAAGCCUGUCCGAUAUUUGUUUAAAGGUUUAUUUUACUUCAGACUACUCAGAUGCAGAUUUUAUCAUUGUCAAUGCUGCUCUACAUUUUUUGGCCUCCGAGACGGAUGUCCGCAGGACUGACUUUGAGGAAAUGACCGAGCCGGACACUCUGAGUUCAAUUUGUCAAAGGAACCUUGAGAUCGCACUAUCAAAGCUGACGCUUUAUAUUCAACCUAGCUACGAAAUGACGUUGGCUCUCACUCUAGGGGUGACUUACGCGAUACACGUCUCCAAUGCGUCUUUGGCAGGGGUAUUGGCGAAUUCGGCCUAUCAAUGUUCAUAUUCGCUUGGGCUGCACAAGCAUUCGAAUACCUCAGGUGAAAUGAAGCAGGGGCAAUUCCUUUUCUGGGUAAUUUACUUUCUGGAGAAGACAUUAUCCGUCAGGCUUGGUCGCUCCUCUAUCAUUCAGGACCAAGAUAUCGAGCAACCUUCGGCGGAGCGAUUCCUGACAGACGGCUCUCAUUUCUCCGUUUACGCGUAUCAAACGGUGCAACUGGCAGGUUUGGCUGGCAGAAUUUAUGAACAGCUCUAUUCGCCAAAAGCACUCAGCACAUCAGCUGAUACGCGAACGCAUCGAGCACUCGAACUCUCACAGGAACUACACACAUAUCAUGCAGAGGCGCGCAAUGCAAAUCAACUUUGGGCUCAAUCGACCAGCAAUGCUCACGAGAAAGCCCAAAUCGAGUUCGCCUCGGCUUCUGAUGACGUCAUGCGGCUCUCGAUUUUAACGCUCAUCUAUCGAGCCAUGCCACAGGGUCCAACUUCUCGAACGACAUUCGGCCUAGAGUGUAUCACAUCUGCAAGAUGUGCUCUGGAGUCUCACCAGGCAGUUGUCCGAGCCUUUAGGAUGCAAGAAUCGCCGUUGCUCUUAUCGUCAUAUGUCAAUUGGACAAUCCUUUUCACGCCUUUCACGCCUUUCACCAUUAUCUUCUGCCAUUGCAUUGAAACGAGAGACAAAGAGGACCUCAACCAGAUGCACAGUUUCCUCAAAUCGAUCGAAUCCGCCUGUCAGUAUUCCAGUACUAUCACCAAGCAUCAUCAUUUAUUUUCAAUAUUCUAUAACGUCGCAUUGCGCUACUACAACUUGGGAUCACCAUCUUCUGCGAUGGAGGAAGAGCAAAUCCAACUUAGGAGUGAUGUCGACGCACAGUUAACUGCUCUUGGGGUGCAGACAAAUAUGCCACCCAGCUCUGGCCCGCCUUCACAAGAAGGAAACUUUGAACAAAGUUCCUCUACUACAAUGGAGCAGAAUGGAGAAGGCAGCUGGGAACAGGACCCUUGGCUUGAAAAGUGGUUUUCCUUUAACCAGCAGAUGAUGGGAUUGGUAGAUGGGAGGGAUCUUCCAUUUUAG
This is a messenger RNA of Penicillium salamii, 2127 nucleotides long. NCBI's taxonomy places the organism in Eukaryota, Fungi, Ascomycota, Eurotiomycetes, Eurotiales, Aspergillaceae. The record is from the annotation of a GenBank genome assembly.